This is a messenger RNA of Tripterygium wilfordii, 489 nucleotides long. RefSeq names its product PI-PLC X domain-containing protein At5g67130-like. Gene Ontology annotation, molecular function: phosphoric diester hydrolase activity. The record is from RefSeq and is a predicted model, not a curated record. The transcript has 4 exons. The coding region runs from base 1 to 489 and encodes 162 amino acids. Gene Ontology annotation, biological process: lipid metabolic process. Lineage: Eukaryota; Viridiplantae; Streptophyta; Magnoliopsida; Celastrales; Celastraceae.
AUGCCCAAGAACAGUGGAGAUUGGCCAACUACCAAUGAUAUGAUUAAGAAGAAUCAACGUUUAUUAGUUUUCACUUCAAAGUCUGCUAAGGAAGCUUCUGAAGGUAUUGCCUAUCAGUGGAGAUACAUGGUAGAAAACCAACAUGGAGAUGGUGAGAUGAUCGAUGGUUCCAGCCCAAACCGUGCAGAAUCACAUCCUAUGAACACCACAACAAGGUCACUAGUCCUGGUGAAUCAUUUCCUCAGUAGGCCUGAUAUUGCGCAAGCUUGCAAGCAUAAUUCUGCUCCAUUGAUGAGCUUGCUCAACAUGUGCUACGGAGCAGCGGGGAAACAAUGGUCUAACUUCGUCGUCGUUGACUUCUACAAGCUAUUGUCUCGAGAAUUUGUCAUUCCUUAUUCCAAACUUCUUAAAGAUCACAAAAAGUCUGUUUGGCAAAGCGGUGCCCACAGCUAUAUCGUUGUGGGCCACCAUUGUGCCAAACAGGUGUGA